CUUGACAUUUGACCAGGACGUUUCAGCUUUUUCACAUCCUGGAGGGGAGGCUAUCCUUAAUGAAGAAAUGGUGGUGCAAGUUUGAGGACCCCAAGGGAAAGGGGGAGGAACUGUGCACAAGUCUCAGGCUGAGUGGAAUGGAAUGCAAUUAAAUUGCCACCGACACCCAAUACACAUGGAGGCUUGUAAUCUGCCUGCCCCGUGGAUGCUGAGUUUGAAGAAAAAGUUGGGCCAAUUUUAAAUGUUACAUUUGGACACCACCAGGGAACGCAGCAGCAGAAGUAGGAGCCACAGGGGGAAGUAGAGGGUGGAAUAAACAGGCUCUUUCAUACUAUGAAGCCGGACGGCUAGCAGCAAGGAGCCUGAGCCCUCACUGAGUAAGGUUUAAGGCACUUAAGCGACUGAAGUUGUCUUGGGUAAAAGCCAGACUCUCUCUGUCCCCUGGCUUCCUGCCUGCUCCAAGGAGCCUCAGAUUGAUCUUAAAAGCUAAGGAGCUGAGAUGGGAGCCUUCCUCUUUAUGCUGUCAGUUUUGGUAUUACUUGCUGGGGCCUGGCCAGAUCUGGGACAAUCCAAGCAGAGUGCCCAGAAGUGUGUACGAUGCUGUAGCCCUGCAGGAUCCCCUGGUGCUGUCCCUGCACCUUCCAACAGGAUGAGUAACUAUCCCUCAUGGGUGAUGCCCCGGCUUCAACCUACCAUUGACAUUACCAUCCUUAAAGGAGAGAAAGGUGAAUCAGGAGAGAAAGGUCAAUCUGGAGUGAGUGGGAAGGAGGGGAUACCAGGCCAGCGGGGAUACAGAGGACGGAAAGGCCAGAAGGGACAAAUUGGCCUGCCAGGGAACUCCUGCAAGCAUGUCUAUGAAGCCUUCUCUGUGGGUCGGAAAAAGGUUCUCCACAGCUCUGACUACUUCCAAGAUGUCACGUUCGACACAGAGUUUGUGAAUCUCUACAAGCAUUUUAACAUGUUCACGGGCCGGUUUUCCUGCUAUGUAGCUGGCAUCUACUUUUUCAACCUGAAUGUGCAUACCUGGAAUUUCAAGGAGACCUAUCUUCACCUGAUGAGGAAUGACCAGGAGGCAGCCAUCCUGUACACCCAGCCCAGUGACCGGAGUAUUAUGCAGAGUCAAAGCCUCAUGCUGGACCUGGAGGAGGGAGACGAGGUCUGGGUACGGAUGUUCAAGAGAGAACGAGAGAAUGCUAUCUACAGCGAGGAGUCUGACAUCUACAUCACCUUCAAUGGCCACCUGAUUAAACCUGCUGAGGAUUAGCUGCCCCUUCCCCAGUUACCCCAAGGCCCAAAGUCAGGAAGACGUGGAUCCCGUACCAAGUGCAGAGUGUGGUAGGAUAUUAUCUGGGAAACAGCUCAGUCAAGUGGAUCAUCAGUCCCAUGUCUAGAAAUGUUAUCUGGAAUUCUGGAGCCCAUAUGGAUAGAGGAGCCAAAGGGAGAAUCCAUUCCAUAUCCAGGUUAUCUGAUUAGGUAGCCAGACUGGAGGGUGGGAGGAGGGUCCAUCCAUUGUCUAUUCCCCAUAGUGUAAAUGUAGGACUGGGAUAGAUUUCUACCUCACAGGUAACUGGCCCAGGAAAUUUUAUAUAUGUGUAUGUACAUGUAUAUGUAUAUAUAUAUAUAUACACAUACAAUCAUUGCAUACAUGCACAUAGACAUAUAUGAGAGACUUCAUUUUCAAGGAACUUGUUCACUUAAAAUCUGACAAGAGCAAGGUUUAAUUUCAUGUGGAAUAUUUUCCCUUUAAAUAUAUCAUAAGGGCCAAGAGAUGGGAAAAAUAUAUAUCUAGUUGGGUUUGGACUAUAUUUUCAAUUCAGCAAACAUUAAGCAGCUAUUAUUCUCAUAUUACAGAAAAGGAAACUGAGGUUCAAAGAGAAAGAGGAAUUUACUCAAAUUCAUGUGGCCUUUAAAUGACAGGGCUGAGGCUAGGACUCAGUACUCCUGGUUCUCAAGUCCUGUUCAUUUCAUUCCACCAUUCUACCUAGCAGUUCAGUCAAAAGUGGAAGGAACCUUGAGAGGAAGGACCAUCAGAUUGCCUGAUUCUUAGUGUUGAACUGUAUGACCCUGAAGGACACUACCUUAAAAGACUUUGUGGGUGGCCAAAAUAGUACUCUCUUCCAUUUACUGAUUAAGAAACUAAGGUCCAAACAGAUUUGAUAAUUUGCCAGUUAUCAUGCAGCUAGUAAGUAAUGGAGGAGAGUCCAGAAGCCAAGCUGCUACCUACUACUUCAGUGUUUCAUGGGUUUUUUUUUUCCCUCCAUUAUAUAACCAAAUUAAUGAUCAAGGUCUGAGUGAACACCAGUUUUGUGCACAACACUACAGUCUCUGACCUUCAAGAACUUGUAGUCAAAUUGAGGAGACUGGGCAUUUAAAAAAAUAGAGAGAGCACCAUGGUGGUCAUAGUGAGCCCACCAGAUUUGGAGUCAGAAUCCUGUAAGCCAGAUCUGCCACUAAAUGGCUAUUCAACCUUAGGUUAGUCCCUUUAAAUCAAUCAAUCAAUUAAUCAAUCAAUAAAUAAAUAUUUAUAAGCACCUACUAUGUGCCAGGAACUAUACUAAAUGCUGGACCCUGUGGGUCUCAGCUUUUUCUUCAAAAUUAAUAUAUAAUUAUAGAUAAUUUCUAGAGACCUUUCCAGUUCUAAAAUUAUAUAGUUCUUCUCUAUUUCCAGAGUGGUUUCCUUUAAACGAACCCUUGUCUGUCUAUCAUCCUGAGCACCUCACUAUCCCUAGAAUGUACCUUGUACAUUUCCCUUUCAUACUUCCCAUACAAAAUCUUUUCCCUACCAAACAAACAAACACACAAACAAGCAAAACCAAAACACUUCCUUCUCUUUUCCAAUAAUCCAAAUCCAUCUUUCCUUCAAGGUCCAGCCCAAGUCAUAAUUUCUUCAGAAUGAUGUUUCCUUUUUAGCCUCUUGUGGGAGAGAGGAGAAGAAGAGGGAUGGUGCUUUUCUAAUCAAUUAUACAAACACUGUCAACAUCAAGUUUGCAACAAUGGCCUUGUGUUAAAACUUAACUUUCCUGGCCAGGAGUCUCAUUCUCCCUGGUCAGACUAUCAGCUCCUCCAGAUCAGGUCUCCUUUUCCAGUUGUCAGUCUCCUCUGCGGUGUAGCUGGGCUCAGACCUCAGCACUUGGUAACUGAUGGAUCCAGUUGAAUUGGUGCUCUGUUCUCUAUUGGAUGGUUCCUCUUAUUCACUGUUAUUCUCUAACUGUAUAAUCAAUCACUUGAGGAUUAUAAUAAACGGUGCUACUUAAA
This is a messenger RNA of Monodelphis domestica (gray short-tailed opossum), 3255 nucleotides long. It is a transcript of the gene C1QTNF8, whose product is annotated as C1q and TNF related 8. The record is from RefSeq and is a predicted model, not a curated record. Gene Ontology annotation, molecular function: protein binding. Lineage: Eukaryota; Metazoa; Chordata; Mammalia; Didelphimorphia; Didelphidae.